CUACGAUCAGACUUUUAUUGUCUUCAUCAACGGCCUAAAUUGUUCCCAGAAUCAAUACCAGAAUAUUUAAUCCCGGUAAGACCAAUAAAACAUCGUAUCGUGCGGCAGAGCCAGAAAUCUGAACUAGAAAAAGAGGAGGAGAAGAAGAAGAGGAAAGAUGAUAGAGGUGGUGCUGAACGAUCGUCUGGGGAAGAAGGUGAGGGUGAAGUGCAACGACGACGACACCAUCGGAGACCUGAAGAAGCUGGUGGCGGCUCAGACCGGCACCAGAGCCGAUAAGAUCCGAAUUCAGAAGUGGUACAACAUCUACAAGGACCAUAUUACCCUCAAGGACUACGAGAUCCACGAUGGCAUGGGUCUCGAGCUCUACUACAACUGAUUCUCCCCCCCCCCCCCCCUCCCCCCCCCCGCAUUUAUAUGCUAUGGCAAAUGCAAUGGAUACGGGUUUUCUCAAUCUCAACCGUAGUGAAAAGGAAAGCUCCUGCCAUUGGAGACACUAUCAACUUUAUAGCUAGCAAUGCGUAGUCUUUACUCCAUAAUGUUAAAAUUGGACAUAUUUCUUGUUAAGGAAAGCUCCUGCCAUUGGAGACACUAUCAACUUUAUAGCUAGCAAUGCGUAGUCUUUACUCCAUAAUGUUAAAAUUGGAUGACUGACUUGUUCUACUCGUAAUAAUCUGUGAAUAAGCAACGCAACCUGGGAUUAGAAAACUUUUAAUA
This is a messenger RNA of Ziziphus jujuba (common jujube), 717 nucleotides long. Its product is annotated as ubiquitin-like protein 5. Gene Ontology annotation, biological process: protein modification process; mRNA splicing, via spliceosome. The record is from RefSeq and is a predicted model, not a curated record. Bases 158 to 379 code for a protein of 73 amino acids. Gene Ontology annotation, molecular function: protein binding; protein tag activity. Lineage: Eukaryota; Viridiplantae; Streptophyta; Magnoliopsida; Rosales; Rhamnaceae. Gene Ontology annotation, cellular component: cytoplasm; nucleus. The transcript has 2 exons.